Messenger RNA from Sphaeramia orbicularis (orbiculate cardinalfish), 595 nucleotides. It is a transcript of the gene cox6a2, whose product is annotated as cytochrome c oxidase subunit 6A2. Lineage: Eukaryota; Metazoa; Chordata; Actinopteri; Kurtiformes; Apogonidae. The record is from RefSeq and is a predicted model, not a curated record. Gene Ontology annotation, cellular component: respiratory chain complex IV; mitochondrial inner membrane. Gene Ontology annotation, molecular function: enzyme regulator activity. Bases 162 to 464 code for a protein of 100 amino acids. The transcript is spliced from 4 exons. Gene Ontology annotation, biological process: mitochondrial electron transport, cytochrome c to oxygen.
AGAUUGAAAUGGGGAGGAGUCUAUCUGAGCCAGUUCAGCUCAGGACAAGGACUGAAGGGCAAACAAGCAACAAGGAAGGAGCAGAAAAUUAAAUAACACAUUUACCAGGAAAAUACAAGGAGAAUAAAGCAUACUGAGGAGGACCACCCACCUGCAGAACAAUGUCUCUCUCUCCGGCUGCCUUGGCUGCUCGUCGAGUGUUGGCUGCUGCGUCAAGCCAUGAGGGAGGAGUUCGCACCUGGAAGAUCCUGACGUUCGUGCUGGCGCUGCCCGGUGUGGGCGUGUGCAUGGCCAACGCCUACAUGAAGGGUCAGGCUCACUCUCAUGAGCAGCCGGAGUUUGUGCCGUAUCCUCACCUUCGCAUCCGCACCAAGAAGUUUCCCUGGGGCGAUGGAAACCACUCUCUGUUCCACAACAGUCAUACUAAUGCCCUGCCCGACGGCUUCGAGGAGUCGCACCACUGACAGACUCAUCUCCCAGCUUUGUUUUGCUGCGUGCUUUAACCUGCGGUCUGCAGUGUACUUGUACUUGGCUUAAUUACUGUAUACUGACCAAGGGGCCAAGCCAAACAGAAAUAAAACCACUGUGUGCUGUA